AUGGCAGCGUCCUCCUCUUCCGUCGCCGAGGUAGCGGUGGCCGCUGCUGCGGCGGCGGCAAUGGCGUCAGCUUUGACACAGGAGCAGCAGCAUCAGCAGCAGGCGCGACCGCGGCCGCGGCCGAUGCACGCGGGGAGCGGCGGCGGUGGCGCCAAUGGCCGCCACCACGCGUACAGCCGCAAGGACAAGUCGCUCGGCCUCCUCUGCUCCAACUUCGUGGUUCUCUACAACCGCGACGACGUGGAGUCCAUCGGGCUGGACGAAGCGGCCAAAUGCCUCGGUGUGGAGAGGCGCCGGAUCUACGACAUUGUCAACGUGCUCGAGAGCGUUGGGAUUCUUGUGAGGAAAGCCAAGAAUCGCUACACCUGGAUAGGUUUCGGCGGAGUCCCAAUGGCCUUGCGAGAACUCAAGGAGAGGGCGUUAAGGGAGAAGUCUGGUUUGGCUCCUCUGCAAACCGAGCAGCAAUCAGCUGCCACUAUUUCUGAUGAUGAAGAUGAUGAUACAUUGGUCAAUCUGGGUGCUGAUAUCGAGAACAAGAAACUGAGUCAGACUGUGGACAAUCCUUCUGACAAACCUGGUGCACCCCGUUGCUGCCUUAGAUCUGAUCAUAGGAAGGAAAAAUCACUUGGGUUGCUCACACAGAAUUUCGUGAAGCUCUUCCUCACCAUGGAGGUUGACACGAUCUCACUUGAUGAAGCUGCAAAGCUGCUCCUUGGAGAAGGUCACGAAGAGACCAAUAUGAGAACUAAAGUUCGGAGGUUAUAUGACAUUGCCAAUGUCCUGUCUUCACUGAAUCUAAUUGAGAAGAUACAGCAAGGGGACUCGAGAAAGCCUGCGUUUCGUUGGUUGGGUAGGGCCACAAUGCCGAACACAGAAAAUGGUGUGACAGUUGCUGUACCCCCACCACGGAAGACCACAUCGAACAAAAGAGCAUUUGGAACUGACCUCACUAACAUUGACACACAUAGAAGUAAUCUAGAUUCAAAAAUUCAGAAGAAAGCAAAACUGGCACAGAGUGGUGGUGAUGUCUUGACAAAUUGCAAAUUAGCUGUGCGGAGUCAGCUUGGGCAGGGUAAACAAAGUGGCUUUGUCUAUGGUCCCUUCCACCCUGCUGGUGCAAGGAAACAUGAACUUGAUGGCGGCAAUAAACCUGGGCAAAGGGAGAGGGCUCAGGACUGGGAGAGCCUUUCUGCUUCAUUUCGACCACAGUACCAGAACCAAGCACUCAGUGAUCUUUUUGCCCAUUAUGUCGAAGCGUGGAAGACAUGGUAUUCUGAAUUUGCUCAAGGCAGCAACAUCAUGCAACAACACUUUGGCCAUUCUGUUAACCAUUUUUUGUAG
Molecule: messenger RNA, 1341 nt
Organism: Miscanthus lutarioriparius
Lineage: Eukaryota; Viridiplantae; Streptophyta; Magnoliopsida; Poales; Poaceae
Source: the annotation of a GenBank genome assembly